CCCGGAUGUGACGCAAACAACGGCGUCACACCCGGAAGUUCCAGCGCACUGUUCUCUUACGUUCGUAGUGUUUUGGAGGCUUUUCGUUCUUUAUUGACAUUUUUCUUUGCGAUAAACUCAAACGUUGCUGUUUGCUGUUAUUCUCUGUGGUUUCGCGCAUGACUAAAGGCCCGGAGGAGCUGCUGGAACGGUUGUUUGUUAGAGAAUGCGAUGAAUUUGCUGAAAUUAGCUUGUCUGGCUAAUUAGCAAGCUAGAAGCGCUUGUUGUUUUGACGAACCGUUUCGUGAAAAUUAUCUGUUCACAAAAAGUAUGUGUGUCACGUUAUCUAUUCAACAAAUAAGAUAUUAAUAUAUAUUAUAAGAGACAACAAAUCCCCAGUCGGUAGUUUAAUGAACUCCAGAGUGGCGUCUUUGCUAACUAGCUAGCCGAAUUUGUUCUCCGACGGCAGCCUCGGAGCCUCCGCUGGGAUCUCCUUUUGUCCCGCCGCCUCGAUCAACACGUUUGUAUCGAGCUGAAUAAGCUCUCUGGGAACCGGACCCAAUGCGUGGAAUGAUGGGAACUCAGAGCAGUCCCGUGAAGAGCUAUGAUUACCUCCUGAAGUUCCUUCUCGUGGGAGACAGCGAUGUUGGAAAAGGUGAAAUUCUGGACAGCGUUCAAGACGGAUCCGCGGAGUCUCCAUACGCCUACAGCAGCGGGAUUGAUUACAAGACCACGACAAUCCUUCUAGAUGGAAGAAGAGUGAAGUUAGAGCUGUGGGACACAUCAGGGCAGGGCAGAUUUUGCACCAUCUUCAGGUCGUACUCUCGUGGAGCUCAGGGCAUUCUGCUUGUUUAUGACAUCACCAACAGCUGGUCGUUUGAUGGGAUUGAUCGUUGGAUCCGGGAAAUUGAUGAGCACGCUCCAGGUGUUCCCAGGAUCCUCGUGGGGAACCGCCUCCACCUGGCCUACAAGAGGCAGGUCCCAACAGAGCAGGCGAGAGCAUACGCAGAGAAGAACAGCAUGACGUUCUUCGAGGUCAGCCCUCUCUGCAACUUCAACAUCAUCGAGUCCUUCACUGAGCUGUCCCGCAUUGUGCUGAUGAGGCACGGCAUGGAGAAGUUCUGGAGGCCCAACAGAGUUUUCAGCCUCCAGGAUCUCUGCUGCCGCUCCAUCGUUUCCUGCACACCGGUCCACCUCAUCGACAAGCUGCCCCUCCCCCACACCAUCAAGUCCCACCUCAAGUCCUUCUCCAUGGCCAAUGGCAUGAACGCCGUCAUGAUGCACGGACGCUCCUACUCUGUGACCAACGGCGCCACUUCUGGUGUGAACAGUGCUGGAAGCAAAGCCAACAGUCUGAAACGCUCAAAGUCCUUCCGGCCCCCCCAGAGCCCCCCAAAGUACUCGUCCUCCAAGGGAAACUGUAAGAUCUCGUAGUGGAGCGUGAAGCUGGCGCUGUGGUCAGUAUUCCUGGUGUUGUUGCUGGCUGUAAAGGAUGGCACAGCCGGAGGAGAGCACAGAGGAUCUUCAUCAGGAACUAAGAACUUCUUACAUUUUUGGAAAGCUUCAGUUCCCUUGGUGCCGUCCCGUGGAUAUUUGCUCUCCUGGACUCUUUCCUGCAGAGGCUGGCUCUGAUCAAGCAGAAGGAUUAACCCCCACCAGACACUACAUGUGACUCCACUGAACGUGGAGCAGGAUUGUUGUGAAUGUAGGAGGAACGUCCGUCAUGUCCCUGCAGCUAACAUUCCCUCUGUGAGCAGACUGGGUUUGAAAGGGUUUUGGUUCAGUCGGACUGUUUUCCAAACAGAUUCAGUUUGUAAAAAUUCUAUAUUUCGUGUGCAUGUGGGGGGAUCUGAACUGUUUUGGGGUUCAAACCCACACGAUCCGUUGUAGUUCUGCAGUUUGAUGUCAUACUUUUGUACAGAUCCAUAUCAGUGUUUUAGAUGGUUGUUGGGUUUCUGUGAAUGUGAGACGCCUCAGCGGCUUCUCUCUGGACUCCAACCGCGCUGCUGGAGGUCACCCACGGCGCCGCCUUCGUGUUGUGCAUUGAGACCAGAACAAUGGCCUACAAGUGUUUGGUGAUGGUUUGGUGAACUUGUGAUCAGCCCGUCUGUCAGAGGGCUGCUGGGACAAGCGUCGCCCAUCCCAAUAAAGAGCCGAACUCCAGAAAAA
Messenger RNA from Oryzias melastigma (Indian medaka), 2148 nucleotides. RefSeq names its product ras-related protein Rab-40C. The record is from RefSeq and is a predicted model, not a curated record. The transcript is spliced from 6 exons. Gene Ontology annotation, biological process: intracellular signal transduction; protein localization to plasma membrane. Lineage: Eukaryota; Metazoa; Chordata; Actinopteri; Beloniformes; Adrianichthyidae. Gene Ontology annotation, molecular function: GTPase activity; GTP binding. Gene Ontology annotation, cellular component: plasma membrane; synaptic vesicle; endosome. Bases 541 to 1413 code for a protein of 290 amino acids.